Messenger RNA from Pogoniulus pusillus (Red-fronted tinkerbird), 1477 nucleotides. Its product is annotated as zona pellucida sperm-binding protein 3-like. The coding region runs from base 15 to 1379 and encodes 454 amino acids. The record is from RefSeq and is a predicted model, not a curated record. Lineage: Eukaryota; Metazoa; Chordata; Aves; Piciformes; Lybiidae. The transcript is spliced from 9 exons.
CACUUGUAGGCAGGAUGAGGCUUGGAAGCAGCCUGAGGCUUGUUCUUUUCUGCUGGGUUUUUGGGGGGGUGGCUGCUUACCACCCGUGGGAUGUCCUUAAAGGGGAGGUAGAGCUAUGGAAGCGUGGAGGGGACCCUUCCUUUGGGCAGCCCAGAGCCUUCUCCCAGCCCUCUCCCUGGGCAUGGGUGGAUGUUUCCCAGCUGCAGGCAGCUGCCCCCUUGCACCCUGUGGCUGUGCAGUGCCAGGAGGCACAGAUGGUGGUCACUGUGCACAGGGACCUCUUUGGCACAGGACGUCUGGUCAAGGCUACAGACCUGAGCCUGGGCUCAGCCUCCUGCUUGCCUGUAGCCUGGAGCACUGCUGAGCCUCUGGUGACCUUUGUGGCUGGGCUGCAUGAGUGUGGCAGCAGCCUCAGGGUGACUCCUGAGGCUCUGAUCUACAGCACAAGCUUGAACUACAACCCAGUCCCUACCGGUAACCCCAACAUCAUCCGAGCCAGCCCUGCCCUGGUUCCUAUUGAGUGCUACUACCCAAGGAGGGACAAUGUGAGCAGCAAUGCUGUCAAACCCACAUGGGCACCCUUCCACUCCACCUUGUCCUCUGAGGAGCAGCUGCUCUUCUCUCUGCACCUCAUGAAUGAUGAUUGGAGUGCAGAGAGGGACUCUGCUGUCUUUCACCUGGGAGAGGUCCUCCACUUCCAAGCUGAGGUCAAGGCAGAGAACCAUGCACCUCUGAGGCUCUUUGUGGACAGCUGUGUGGCCACCCCAAGCCCAGACAGAAGCACUUCUCUCCACUAUGCCUUCAUUGACUUCAGUGGGUGCUUGGUGGAUGGGCAACUGGAUGAUGCCACCUCGACUUUUAUCUCCCCAAGACCCAGGCAAGAUGUGCUGCAGUUUGCAGUGGAGGCUUUCAAGUUUGCAGGAGGCUCCAGCAACCUGGUCUACAUCACCUGCCACCUGAAGGUCUCCCUGGCUGCCCAAGCUCCAGACCCUCUCAACAAGGCUUGCUCCUUCCACAGAGCCAGCAGCCUAUGGACUCCUGUGGAAGGCACUCAGGACAUCUGUUCCUGCUGUGAGAUGAGGAGCUGUGGCUCAACCAGGCACUCCAGGAGGUUCCAGAGCCCUUCACAAUGGCAAAGAGGCCGUGCCAGAAGAGCAAUACCCUCCCAGCUUGAUGCCUUGCUGGAAGAAGCAGAUGUUGUGGUUGGACCUCUCUUGAUCCACAGCUGGCAGGAUCACUCAGUUAGGAGGUUACCUUCUCAAGGUGCUCAUCAUAUGUGGGUGGCACUGAUGCUGGCUGCUGUUGCUGGUUUGGUCAUCCUGCUGCUUGCUGUUCUAGGAGCAUUGAGUGUCUGCUGGACACCCAGCAGCCUCCUUUGAGGCACUGCUUUUAGCUGUCCACCCAGUAACAAACUGAGAGGCUUGAGGGAGAAGUCUCCCUGGAGAGCCAGAUGGAAUAAAGCUUCUUGUUAACUUGA